UUUUGCCUGCUUAACACUUUUUGUCAGGGGCCAGCCUUUGCAUGAUCUCUGAGAGAGAAGAGCCCAGAGUUUUGAGGAGAGGAUUCUAUGAUGUCAGCAUCUGACCUUUGUGACAUAGGCAUUUGAUACCAGGCAGAACUAUCCCUAGGGAAUGGGGCCUCUAGCUCCCAUUGGGGGCGGCAACGCCGCCCCUUAGACAAAGUCCCAGUCUCCCAGAGGCUUUUACCAGCUGGCCCCAGUGCUGCUGCUGCUGGGCGUGGUAAGCCAUCUCAGCCAGGGCCAGGCUGAGCUAAAGGACAUCAGCAUUAGCAGCGACCAGCGGUCAGGAGAACCAGAUUGUCAGGAAACCAGGAUGCUUACAGAAUCUCUGAGUCAGGAUUAGGAGGACAAAACCCUGUAACCAGAAGACCUCUGCCUGGCUGAAGGAGGACUGAGGGCAACAUUCAGACAGAAUUCUGGGUCCCCUCUUUGCUGAAGUGUCUUGUGAAACAGCCCAGAGGAAUCCUCAUUGAUCCUAUGAGCUGUGUCUUCCUCUGCUCCAUCCAGAGAGUCACCGCUGCCCCUCAGUUCCCAAAAGGCAGCUCUGAUUUCUCAUUCCCAUACAUCCCUCGUCAAUGGCUGACUGCAAAGAAGUGAGAAGCCAAGCUUAAACCUAGGCUCCCCGCUGAGCACCUCGAGACCCGGUGCCAGAGAGCUCAGUGUCUCCUCCUGCUGCCAAUGCCCACAGCAACAUCAGGCUGGAGCCACACUGCACACAGAAGGCUUCCUUGAUUCUCAGCCACAACUAGCCUCAGAGACCCUUGUCCUGAUUCUGCUAGGUCUCUGUCCUUGGUCUCGUGGCCCCAGUCCCUGUUGGAUUCAAGGCAAUGUUGCCUCAAAAUAAGGACCGGGUGCUGCUACAGAACGCAGUGCCCCCUGGGCGCCCCCCGCAGGGCCUUUCUCAACUUGUGGACUCCUCUACCCGAAACCUACAGCCUCUCUCUCCCUACCCACCUUUCUCCUCUUCCACACAGUCCUAUUUCCCUUUCUCCCCUUCUCCACUGUCCCCUAGUCCUGGCCUCCAUUCCUACUCUUCUGAGUCAAAUUCUGACUUUGCUCCACACCCCUACUCCUCUCCCCUCCCAAGUUCCCCCACUUUCUUUCACCAGAGCUACGGCACUAUUGCCUUUCCACAGUCCUCCUCCCCCUCCAACCAACAGCUCUACCCAUCUCCUCCUCUGACCCGCUCCUCCUCUCCUUCCCAGCCACACAACUCUCCCCGCUCCGGUUAUCAGACUCCUUCCUGCCAGCAAGACCUACCUAGCUCCACGCUCACUUCCCCCAGCCUACCUUCUCCAGGGGUCCGCUCUAACAAGCAGACAUGGCACUGGCCUCAGUACAGGGAAACCAAGUCCCCUGGGGUGGUGGGAGGAUGUGUGGCAAGCGAGAAAGACCCUGCAGAGUUCAGGGACCCAGGGGCCCUGGCCCAGGCCCUGGUGGUCCACCUGGGGCACCGCCGCAUCGCCCACGACCUUCGGCUUCUGCUUCUGCAGCACCUGUGGCUAGGCAAAACAGGCCAGGCCCCAGUUGUGGAGUAUCCCGUAUGCCUGGUGUGCCUGCGACUCCGCGGUCCCUCUUGCCCCAAAACCAAGUACAGGACUGGACCCCGGCUGCUUGCAUUCCCCCAGCUACUGCCCUGUGCACAGGGCCAGGAAUCUGGGCCACUCCGCAUAGGCAUCGGCUUUGGCCUCCGCCUGCCUCAGGGCCAGGCCAGGGCUUUGCAUCUGUUGCCAGAAAAAAGGCGGGAAGAAGUAGGGCUUCAGGGCAAGGCCACUCAGGCUCCUCCGCAUCAAGCACCAGUAGCCCAGACCCCAGCAGCUCAGCGGCUCAGAGCCCCAGCGGCUCAGAAUCAGGCAAAUUCAGUCCCAGGCACACCCUCGCAGGCCGGGAGCCACAGGUCUGCAGGCCUCCCAUCUCCAAGAUCCACCCGGUGUUCGGGGCCUCCACCUCAGGCACCAAAACAGGCCACCGCUUCCCUGAAGCCCAAGCUGCCUCCUGCCCCAAAGAGGCCUUCCUCUCCAGAGCCUGUUCUCCAAAAGUCACAAUCCUAGUUCCAGAACUGCAGAGGCUCCCUGGAGCACCCCCUCAAACCCCCACCCUCCCCACCAGGCCCCAGAUCUCGGGGAGCCCCCGAGACACCCUGAAGGGCUGGUUGACUGGAGGUCAGGUCUGUUCUCCUGCCCUGAACCCUGGAAACCCCUUAUGGAGUUUGCUGUCUCCUGGCUGAAGAGGACCCAAGGCACCUAAAGCCCCAUUCAGCCUUCAGUGUAUCCAAUAAAGCCUGACCCUGAGAAACUUAUAUUUGUGUCCUGAGCUCAAAGAAAGGGGUGCCAGUUCCCUACAAGGCCAGGGUAGGAAGCAGGGAUGUCAAAAGAAAUAGAAGGGCCAAGGACAACGGGUGUCCUAUCCCAGGUGGGGAAGGGACCCAAAAGUCCCUAGGUCCUGAGAUGCACAAAGGCUAGGUCAGGCCCUUCACACUUUUAAUUCAACUCUGAGCUCAAAGAAUGGGUGGCUGCAGCUACAGGGGUGCCAGUUCCCUACAAGACUAGGGUAGGAAGCAGGGAUGUCAAAAGAAAUAGAAGGGCCAAGGACAACGGGUGUCCUAUCCCAGGUGGGGAAGGGACCCAAAAGUCCCUAGGUCCUGAGAUGCACAAGGGUUCGGUCAGGCCCUUCACACUUUUAAUUCAACUCUGUGGAACCAGACACUGGUAUCCUCACAGAUGAAGUCACCAAGCCCAUUCCACUUGGGGCUCUGAGAUGAGGAUGCAACUGCCCAUUUCUCUUGGCCGGGAAGGGCAUUCCUAAAGUUCAUUCGCAGGGGAGCACAGGGAUCCUGACAUAGAAGAAAAAACGAAGGCACUCUCAGAAGGGUGGGGUGUCAGGCAAGGAAGACACCUUCCAGGGAACCAAGCUGUCCCCAAGUUUGUUAGGGUACACCUUCACUGCAGAAGUGCAAAUGAGAAGCCCAGAGAAAGGGAAUCGAAGACUCUGCCAACCAUAGGACAAGGUAAGGAUGGAGAACAGUUUCCACACAUUAGGAGGUAAGUGAAUCUGGGAUUUGAAGCCAGGUUCGUUUCAAGUCCAUGUCGCCUCAAAUAAGAGGCAAGAGCCGCAAGCGGUCUCCAGCCAGUGCGCUUGGACUAAUCACGUCCUCCCUGGUGUAAUAGAUAAAAGCUGCAUGUAUGAGUCGGUGGAUCACUCCUCAGGUAAAGAGUCGUAAUUCUAGGAUUUGUUUAUUAAAGGCUUAUUGACCCUCGGUAGCCUCUUCCAGGCCCGCCUCCGCUGCUUCCCGCGCCCAGCACAAAGAUGGCGGGU
This is a messenger RNA of Marmota monax (woodchuck), 3354 nucleotides long. It is a transcript of the gene Prr30, whose product is annotated as proline rich 30. The record is from RefSeq and is a predicted model, not a curated record. Bases 867 to 2090 code for a protein of 407 amino acids. The transcript has 3 exons. Lineage: Eukaryota; Metazoa; Chordata; Mammalia; Rodentia; Sciuridae.